Molecule: messenger RNA, 1070 nt
Organism: Botrytis cinerea B05.10
Lineage: Eukaryota; Fungi; Ascomycota; Leotiomycetes; Helotiales; Sclerotiniaceae
Gene: Bcpre8
Product: Bcpre8
Exons: 5
Coding region: 121-960 (279 amino acids)
Biological process (GO): ubiquitin-dependent protein catabolic process
Cellular component (GO): proteasome core complex, alpha-subunit complex; proteasome core complex
Source: RefSeq, a predicted model, not a curated record
GACUCCAAAUACAGCUUCAUUCUCUAAACUUCCAAUCCAUACUUUACAUUUCCGUCAACCAUUUCUGUAAUUUUGAACCUUCAGAACCCUCCGGCACAAGUUCUGAAAUAAACAGACACAAUGGCGGAUAGAUAUUCCUUCUCCUUGACAACCUUCUCUCCCAGUGGGAAAUUGGUUCAAAUAGAAUAUGCAUUAAAUGCCGUCAACCAAGGUGUUACAUCAUUAGGAAUCAAAGCCACCAACGGCAUUGUCCUCGCCACGGAGAAGAAGUCCUCAUCAACCCUCAUCGAUCCCCCCUCCCUCUCCAAAGUCUCUCUUAUCACUCCAAACAUCGGUAUGGUCUACUCCGGUAUGGGACCUGAUUACCGCGUACUUGUCGAUAAGGCCCGCAAAGUAUCCCACACUGGCUACAAGCGCAUUUACAACGAAUACCCACCAACUCGUAUAUUAGUGCAAGACGUUGCGCGGGUGAUGCAAGAAGCUACACAAUCGGGAGGUGUACGACCAUAUGGUGUUAGUCUGUUGAUCGCAGGUUGGGAUGAUGGAAUUGAGCCAGAAUCGGAGGAUGUUGCUGGUGCGGAAGUUCAUCCGGAUGAGAAGAAGCCAUCGGGCAAGACUGGUGGUAUUUUAAAGGGUGGACCUAUGUUAUACCAAGUUGAUCCUAGUGGUAGUUACUUCCCAUGGAAGGCGACUGCCAUCGGAAAGAAUGCUACUUCGGCGAAGACUUUCUUGGAGAAGAGAUACACCGAGGGAUUGGAGUUGGAAGACGCUGUACACAUUGCUCUGUUGACUUUGAAGGAGACCAUUGAAGGAGAGAUGAAUGGCGAUACAGUGGAGAUCGGUAUUGUAGGACCCCCGGCCGAUCAUUUAAUGGGCAUUGAGGGAGUCGAAGGUGCUCAAGGCCCACGUUUUAGAAAACUGAGCCCUCAAGAAAUUGAGGAUUACCUUACGAAUCUAUGAGCUGCUUUUCUUUUAUUCUGCAAUAGCAAUGAACUUUAACGUAGUCCCAAGGUCAUGAUGUAUUAUAGAAUGGCAUAAGAAAGCAAAAUGAGCAAAGAGAUACCAUACUA